This is a messenger RNA of Daucus carota subsp. sativus, 889 nucleotides long. Its product is annotated as putative germin-like protein 2-1. Gene Ontology annotation, molecular function: manganese ion binding. Bases 69 to 716 code for a protein of 215 amino acids. Gene Ontology annotation, cellular component: cell wall. The transcript is spliced from 2 exons. Lineage: Eukaryota; Viridiplantae; Streptophyta; Magnoliopsida; Apiales; Apiaceae. The record is from RefSeq and is a predicted model, not a curated record.
UCCACAUUUAUUUUCUUAAACAUUCUUCUAAUUCAAAAACUACACAGGAUUUAAUUUCCAGGGAAAGAAUGGCAAGUUUACUCAUCUUUGUAGGGCUUAUUGCUCUUUCCUCCUCAUUGGCUAUGGCUGCUGACCAUAGUCCUCUUCAAGAUUUCUGCGUUGCUGAAUCCAAUAGCCAAGUUGUUUUGAAUGGUCUGGCAUGUAAGAAAGCAAGCACGGUGGAAGCCACUGACUUCUCCUUCAGCGGACUUCACAUAGCAGGCAACACCAGCAAUGCUGUUGCGUCAAGGGUAACUCUGGUUUCGGCCACUCAAAUUCCCGGACUCAACACACUUGGAAUCUCUCUUGCCCGCAUCGACUAUGCACCAUGGGGCAUCAACCCACCUCACGCCCAUCCUCGUGCCACUGAAGUCCUCACCGUCAUUGAAGGCAGCCUUGAAGUUGGAUUCGUCACUUCCAAUCCUGACAAUCGUUUGAUCUCAAAGAUCCUGAACAAGGGUGAUGUCUUUGUCUUCCCUAUCGGCCUCGUACAUUACCAGAAAAAUGUAGGAAACGGUAAUGCAAUGGCUAUUGCUGGACUGAGCAGCCAAAAUCCAGGAGUCAUUACUAUCGCAAAUGCAGUGUUCGGUUCAAAGCCGGCUAUAUCAAGUGAUAUACUUGCCAGGGCUUUCCAGGUGGACAGGAGCAUCAUCACCAGGACCCAGGCUUUAUUUUAAUAAGUUUUAAUUAUUAUGUCAUGCACUGAAGAGAGUGGUCGUAAAACUGAGAGAUUACAGCUACGAUGUUAAUUUUUUAUAUCCUUGAAUUCUUUCAUAAUGUAUUACUAUUGUUCGGUUUCUUGAUUUAAUUAUUAAUGGAAGAAAUCUUACCUACAGUUCUUUUCUUUAUC